CGCAUGUUUUUCGCAAACAAUUUGUUUUGUGUUUUGUGUGACAAAUGAAAUGCAAAACAAGGCUUUGAUUUGGCGUUCAAUCCAUUCAUUCACUUCUCACUCAAAAUAAUCGUUUAAAUCGUCUUUUAGGUGACCAUCAGAUCCGUUGACCACUAUAUCUGUCGCCCAUGUCUUCGGCCAACACGUCCACCACCGCUGACACCGCGACCGCCACUACAGCGACAGUCGUGUCCAUCACAGACACCAUCACCUCCUCGCCCACCCCUACCAUCGCCACCACUGAUGACAAGACACCCGCCGACCAGACAUCGACACCAUCGGCCGUGACUACCGGUGCCGACAGUGACUACAACUACGCGGUGGAGGAACGGGUGCUUUGCUUUCACGGGCCGCUCAUCUAUGAGUCGAAGUGUCUGAAGAGGCGCCGACACCCGGAGGACAGUCGGUGUCAGUAUUUCAUCCAUUAUAACGGAUGGAACAAGAAUUGGGACGAAUGGGUGGAUGAGCACCGGGUCAUGAAACUCAACGACCAGAAUAGGCUCAGACAGCAGGAGCUAAAGGCCGCCCAUAAGCCGACGCCCGGCGGAGGUGGGAUGUCCGGUGGCGCCAAGAAACGGAAGUCUGGCGCUAAUAUCGACGGCAGUAAUGGUGUCAAUGAGUCUACCGGUGCCGCUGGUGGUGGCGGUGGCGGUGGUAAGCGCUCGAAGUCGACAACAGAUGCCAAGAAUGGCAAGGAUCAGACGAACGGCGAGUCGUCGGCGACGGAGACGACGGACGGGAAGACGCCGAGCGCUAAGAAGAAGAGACGCCAUUCGGUGCCGGCGUUCGUCGAGACGGAGGAGGCGUUUACCACAAAACCGGAGAUUAAGAUCAAAAUACCGGAUGAGCUGAAGCCGUGUCUGGUGGACGACUGGGACCUCAUUACCCGUCAGCAGCAGCUCUUCGAACUGCCGGCGAAGAUAUCGGUCGACACUAUACUCGACGACUACACCAAACAAAAGAUGGCCUCAAAGUUGACGCCUCUGAAGGAGAGUCAGGCGCUGGAAGUGGUGAACGGCGUCCGCGACUACUUCAACACAAUGCUCGGCUCGCAGUUGUUGUACCGCUUCGAGCGGAUCCAAUACCAGGAGCUCUUGGCCGACAACAAACACAAGGGUCGCAAACUGUCGGCCGUUUACGGCGCCAUCCAUUUGUUGCGUUUGUUCACCAAAUUUGGGCACUUCUUGGCCUUCACCUCAUUGGACGAGAAGACUAUUCAACUGCUGCUGACACACGUCCACGACUUCCUCAAGUAUUUGUCCAACAAUUCUAUGCUAUUCAGUGCUAACGACUACUCGACCGCUUCUCCCGAAUACGUCCGGAUGACCAUGUCUUAGGUCUUAAGACUAUGAGUACUAUAGAUAGGGAUUAAUGGCGACCAAUGAUUGGCCAAUAACUGUCUUUAAUGGUAUUAAAUCCGUAAAUCUAUUAUUCAGUGGUUUUUGUAGAAUAUUCUGUGUUUUAAGUAUUGACACAAAAUUGUUGAGUUUAAGUGAUAA
Molecule: messenger RNA, 1538 nt
Organism: Oppiella nova
Lineage: Eukaryota; Metazoa; Arthropoda; Arachnida; Sarcoptiformes; Oppiidae
Source: the annotation of a GenBank genome assembly